Dryobates pubescens (Downy woodpecker) is the source of this 1771-nucleotide messenger RNA. It is a transcript of the gene SEPTIN8, whose product is annotated as septin 8. Gene Ontology annotation, biological process: cytoskeleton-dependent cytokinesis. Gene Ontology annotation, cellular component: septin ring; septin complex; microtubule cytoskeleton. The transcript is spliced from 10 exons. Gene Ontology annotation, molecular function: molecular adaptor activity; GTP binding; GTPase activity. The coding region runs from base 149 to 1483 and encodes 444 amino acids. Lineage: Eukaryota; Metazoa; Chordata; Aves; Piciformes; Picidae. The record is from RefSeq and is a predicted model, not a curated record.
CGUCCCCGGGGCUGUCGGUCCGACGGGCGGUGCCUGUGGCGGGCGCAGGGGAGUUUCCAGGAAGUGGCCAUAUUGGAUCCAUUCAGCUGCAGCCAGCCGCGGUGGGUCGAGCCGCGCUCCCGCCGCCGGAGCCGCGCAAGCCCCGGCCAUGGCCGCCACCGACCUGGAGCGCUUCUCGAAUGAAGAGAAGAGGAACCUUUCCCUCGGAGGCCAUGUCGGCUUCGACAGUCUCCCCGAUCAGCUGGUCAGCAAGUCCGUCACGCAAGGCUUCAGCUUCAACAUCCUCUGUGUGGGUGAGACUGGCAUUGGGAAAUCCACUCUCAUGAACACCCUCUUCAACACCACCUUUGAGACCGAGGAAGCCAGCCACUACGAGAGCGCCGUGCGCCUGCGGCCGCGCACCUACGACCUGCAGGAGAGCAACGUCCACCUCAAGCUGACCAUCGUGGACGCCGUGGGCUUUGGGGACCAGAUCAAUAAAGAUGAAAGUUACAGGCCCAUCGUUGAGUACAUUGAUACGCAGUUUGAAAACUAUCUGCAAGAGGAGCUGAAGAUCCGCCGCUCCCUCUUCAACUACCACGACACCAGGAUUCAUGUCUGCCUUUACUUCAUCACCCCAACCGGCCACUCCCUCAAGUCCUUGGACCUGGUGACCAUGAAGAAGCUGGACAGCAAGGUGAACAUCAUCCCCAUCAUUGCCAAAGCAGACACCAUCUCCAAAAGUGAGCUGCACAAGUUUAAGAUCAAGAUCAUGAGCGAGCUGGUCAGCAAUGGUGUGCAGAUCUAUCAGUUCCCCACCGACGAUGAGGCAGUGGCUGAGAUCAACUCGGUGAUGAACGCUCACCUGCCCUUCGCCGUGGUCGGCAGCACAGAGGAGGUGAAGGUUGGGAACAAGCUGGUGAGAGCUCGGCAGUACCCCUGGGGAGUGGUGCAAGUGGAGAAUGAAAGUCACUGCGACUUCGUGAAGCUGCGGGAGAUGCUGAUCCGGGUGAACAUGGAGGACCUGCGGGAGCAGACCCACACCCGCCACUACGAGCUCUACAGGAGGUGCAAGCUGGAGGAGAUGGGCUUCAAGGACACAGACCCAGACAGCCAGCCCUUCAGUCUCCAAGAAACAUACGAGACCAAAAGGAAAGAGUUCUUGGGUGAGCUCCAGAAGAAGGAGGAAGAAAUGAGACAAAUGUUUGUUAACAAAGUCAAGGAGACAGAAGCAGAGCUGAAGGAGAAGGAGAGAGAGCUGCAUGAGAAAUUUGAGCACUUAAAAAGGAUACACCAAGAGGAGAAGAGGAAGGUGGAGGAGAAGAGGAGGGAGCUGGAGGAAGAGAUGAAUGCCUUCAACAGGCGGAAAGUGGCAGUGGAGACCUUGCAGUCCCAAUCUUUGCAGGCUACCUCACAGCAGCCACUGAGGAAGGACAAAGACAAGAAAAACUUCUUUAGUCUUCCCACUGCGUGCUCCAUAACAUCAGGAAGAUAUGUUAAUUAGAAGAUUUAUUAAGGCCAGCCCACCUCAUGCAGAAGAAAUUAAUGGGUGCUUUCACCUUUAAGCUUGCAAUGUGGUGCACAGAAGAGGUGGUGUAGCAAGGACUGGGAGUGCACCGUGCCUUGUGGUUGCCAGGAGUUGCCUUGAUCAGGUUUCUUGAUAAAAGCUGCCCCCUGAGGUCCUUGCCAAGCGCUAAACAGCUAAUGAAGGGCUGCUGCCGCUAAAGCCAAGCACUAACCUCCGGGUGAGGGCAGUUAGCGCUGAGCCAAGCCCCAGGCAGAGGAGGGGCAG